This is a messenger RNA of Megachile rotundata (alfalfa leafcutting bee), 1018 nucleotides long. RefSeq names its product odorant receptor 10-like. Gene Ontology annotation, molecular function: odorant binding; olfactory receptor activity. NCBI's taxonomy places the organism in Eukaryota, Metazoa, Arthropoda, Insecta, Hymenoptera, Megachilidae. Gene Ontology annotation, biological process: detection of chemical stimulus involved in sensory perception of smell; sensory perception of smell. Gene Ontology annotation, cellular component: plasma membrane. The record is from RefSeq and is a predicted model, not a curated record.
AUGAUGUACAGCUUGUUCGUCGCCCAAUCGCUGGACAUAGCGUUCCACGUGACAAACCUGGACGAAUUCUCGGAUAAUUUCGCUACGACGUCGCUGUUACUGGUCGACUGCAUAAAACACGGGGUUCUGUCGAUGCGACGCGAUAGUCUCAUAGAGUUAACCGACAUGUUGAGCAAGAAUCUGUUUGCAUCCGUCACGAAGCGGGAGAUCAAAAUUCGAGAGCGUUACGACAAACUGGUCGAAUUGAACACGAACUUAUACGCAAUAUGCUUUUUCGGGGGCGCAGUUUUUGCUUUCGUUACAACGACUAUCAUUGAUUUCAAGAAGAGGAGGCUGAUUGUUUCAGUCUGGUUACCAUACAACUACUCGUCCGCGACUCUGUAUCUUCUUACCAGUGCUUACGAAUGGGUAGCAGGAGAAUAUGCUAUUAUGACGUCCGCUGCCUGCGACUGCCUGUACAUCGGUCUGCUGCUUCACAUUUGUGGACAAAUCAAAGUACUUGAACAUCGUUUUCAGACGCUGACGGAGGAGGGAUAUUAUUCGUUGAACCAGUGCGCCGCUCAUCAUUACAACAUAUACCAGUUUGUUUUCGAUCAAAGCGGUAGUAUCGUAGAAAGUAGUACAAUAAAAUGGUUCGCGAAAAUGGUGAACAAGAAAUUUACAGAAGUGAUGUUUUUUCAAUUUGCUGCGAGAAUGCUCAUAGAAACACUGAUUUACUCGUUUGGCACAUUCGCACAAAUAGCAUACUACUGUUGGUUCAGCAACGAGGUUAAAUUAAAGAGUAUUGAAUUUGCCGAUGAAAUUUUCUACAGCGACUGGGUGUCAUGGGGCAACGAAGCUAAGAAGGUUUUUCUGAUGGUUCUUACACGUUCGGCACAACCCAUCGAAUUUUCCUGCAUAUCCAUAUUACCCAUUAAUCUGGAAUCUUUCAUGAAACUGCUGAAGACUUCUUACUCAGCGUUCAACAUAAUGCAACAAUCUCGAUAAACAUACGUGACAACGAUUUUUUGUGUGGCAA